This is a messenger RNA of Acinonyx jubatus (cheetah), 3771 nucleotides long. It is a transcript of the gene MOB2, whose product is annotated as MOB kinase activator 2. The transcript has 5 exons. Gene Ontology annotation, molecular function: protein kinase activator activity. NCBI's taxonomy places the organism in Eukaryota, Metazoa, Chordata, Mammalia, Carnivora, Felidae. The record is from RefSeq and is a predicted model, not a curated record. Gene Ontology annotation, cellular component: cytoplasm; nucleus. The coding region runs from base 2158 to 2997 and encodes 279 amino acids. Gene Ontology annotation, biological process: signal transduction; positive regulation of protein phosphorylation.
CAGACCGCCGUCAGCGCCGUCUGUGUCCGUGCAGCGCUUCCUGGGGGCCUCUACAUGCCGCAGGUCCACCGUUCACACAUCCACAGGUUCCUCGUGAUCCUGCUCCCCCACCCCCAGACCUUUGGCCUGCACCCCGGGAGGCUGCCUCUAGACGGGGCUGCCUCGGUCAUCGUGUCCCCUCCUCCGGGGUCUCCAUGCUUCCCUUGACUUCCCACGGGGUCCCUUCCUACACCUGCCCUGCCUCCUCCCAGCCACAUCCUUAGCUGUCUCCGGGUACCAGCGUCCAGUGAGCACUUCGGGGGCCAGACUGGGGCACAGUAGGCUGAGCAGGACUCUGAGGAAAGAAGGGGUCUCCCUCUGUCCUGCCCUUCUUCCCCUGGCUCUCUCCCCUCGCCAGGCACUGCUCUGUGCCCGGGGACCACCAGCCCCUUGCCCCAGCAUGGCUGAGGGCUUGAGGAGGCCUCCCGUGUUCAAACCUCACAGCUGCUUGUUGCUCCUUUCGGGUGUGGCCGGGCAGCCAGGGCAUUACUGCGUCUGCCCGUGGGGGCCAGCCCUGUGCGUUGUUGAGCUGACUGCUGGUCGCAUUGGCACGGGACACCCAGUGUCCCCUCAAAUCCCGCCCCAGGUGUUCUUGGGCAGCUGGGGCUUCCUCACGGUGUGUCUGUGUCCCUAGGGCAGACUCCUCUCCUGUGGCUGACAGAUGCCUCCCAGCCUGUUGGGCAGGCAUCACCACAUGGAUGGGUUACAUGUCAUUGCCAGGCUACCCAGAACAACCUCGGGAGCCUUCCUGGUGGCGCCAGUGGUGUGACAUUGGGAAGGAAGUGUGUCAGGCCAAGCAUGUGGGCAGAGGGACAUGGUAUGGGGACUCCUGCAGAGGUGGGACAGGUCAUCCCAGGACACUCCACAGGUGCCAGGAGUAGUGGAGGGUGCACGGUGAGGCUGGCGGGCAGGCACCCACUGGGGUGAGGAGACACCGGGAAGACGUGCUCCAUAGGGCCCGGGCCCCUCCCAAAUGGAUGACCAGCCUCGGAGCGCAGCCGCUGGACCCGGAGCAACGUGCAGGGUUCCGUCGGGGGCUCUCUGCCUGUGCCUGUGCCUGUGGCCAUACUCUUCCCGAGGUCCCGGCAGGCCCUGUGGCAAGCCGAAGCCUGUGUCCGCCUUCUGGUCCCUUCAGUGCAGCUCCGUGCCAGGGUCUCAGACUUUCACUGUAGCUGUGGGCGUCCCAGCGAGCAGUAGGGGGGAGAGCCAGACAGGAGGAACCCAGCCGUGUGGUCCCUGGGCAGACCCCUGGGCCUUGGCUAGACAGAGCCGGCUCCAGAGCCCAGUGCCCGUGGGGUGGGGAGCACAGGGUCCCGUUUUCUCCACCGAUGUGGCCAUAGGGACAGAGGACAGGUACCAGCACGGUGUCGCAUGUAGCAGCCUGUUUUACCUCGAAGGCCACGAGGUGUUUUCUAAAAUCUUGCGCCUGCUGCUGUUGGCGGCAGAGGAGUGGGGCUGGGUCAGGGCCACUUGUUGGCCAGAGGGGCCAAGUGUCUUGGCAGUGGACAGGACACAACUUGGGGCGGGAGGGACCUGUCGUGGCUGGGCUUGUGGGCCCCUCCUGCACAGGCCCUGCCGGCACGGAGGCCCUGCAGGUCCCCAGACGAGCCCCAGACACGCUUGUGCCUUCGUGCUGCGCCCUUUGGGUCAGAGCCCAUUGUCUGCUGUCUGCUCGUGGGACUGAGGGGAAGAGGACUCGGUCCAGGGGUCCCAGGCCAGCCCUGGGUGGCAAGGACAGUGAAACCAGGGGGAACCGGCUUGGAGAGGUGGAGCUUGGCGGGCCUGCUCUGCAUCUGCCUGUUUGUUGCAGGAGAACAGGUUCAGACAGCAGCAGGUGAGAAGGGCGAGGAGGCCGAGGCCUUCUGACCACGUGGGUCACAGCCCACAUCCUCCCGGGGCUGCCUGCCUGGCCCUCCGCGACUCGGCCCACAGGGGCUCCCAGGCUCCCCUAGAAAUGGACUUGCCAGCAUGAGGGCGCCACACCCUUCCUAAGGCAGUGUCCGCCAGCGGGCCUGUGUGUGACCCCAACGACUUCCUGCACCACACCGGUUCCUGCUGCUCCUCCCAUGUCUGCUUCUGAUGCGUGGUCCUCGAGUCACUUGGUGACAUGGCUCCUAAAUGGCAGGGCAGGGAGGUGCUCAGACAACUGGCUCUUGCCCCAUCCCUACAUGUGUGAUCAUAGGGCCCUCUAGACCCGGGGAUCGAGGCCCGGCGUCUGUGGUCGUAGCCGGGAAGUCUAAAGCAAAGCCCAAUGGAAAGAAACCUGCCGCGGAGGAGAAGAAGAUGUACCUGGAGCCGGAGUACGCCAAGUCCAGAAUCACUGACGUUGGGUUCAAGGAGCUGGUGGUGCUGCCCCGGGAGAUCGACCUCAACGAGUGGCUGGCCAGCAACACCACCACGUUUUUCCACCACGUCAACCUGCAGUACAGCACCAUCUCUGAGUUUUGCACAGGAGAGGCAUGCCAGACGAUGGCCGUGUGCAACACACAGUACUACUGGUACGAUGAGCGGGGGAAGAAGGUCAAGUGCACCGCUCCCCAGUACGUCGACUUUGUCAUGAGCUCUGUGCAGAAGCUGGUGACUGAUGAGGACGUGUUCCCCACGAAAUACGGCAGGGAAUUCCCCAGCUCCUUCGAGUCUCUGGUGAAGAAGAUCUGCAAGUACCUGUUCCACGUGCUGGCGCACAUCUACUGGUCCCACUUCAAGGAGACCCUGGCCCUUGAGCUGCACGGACACUUGAACACACUCUACGUCCACUUCAUCCUCUUUGCCAGGGAGUUCAACCUGCUCGACCCCAAAGACACCGCCGUCAUGGACGACCUCACUGAGGUGCUGUGCAGCGGCGGCGGCAGCGGCGGGGGCCGCGGCGGCGGCGGGGCCGCGGCGGGGCGGGCCGGCGGCGGGGGCGGGGCCAGCGGCGGGGGCGCGGGGGCACAGAACCACGUGAAGGAGAGGUGAGCCCCCGGCCGGACAGGCGUGCACGUGUGCAGAGAGACGGUGGUCCGUGUGCCUGCGUGUGCGCGCACACGUCCCGGGCGCGCUCGGCGGGAGGUCUGAGAGGCUGACGCCGGGCCCCCCCCCCCCUGCCCGGCCCCGGGCGCGCCGAGCGCGGGCUCCCCGGACGCCGGCAGGCCGCGCGUCGGACUGGCCCCCGCCGGGGCUGUCCUGUUGGAUGGAUGAGUGCCGCUUGUCAAGAAGGACCCUCGGAUUUCAUUCGUUCGCUCGACAGCGUUUAUGGGACUGCCGGUCUGAGUUUCCUUCUCCUGUGGGGCUUUCCUUUCCUUGGUCUUCCGUGUGGCGCCUGCCCCCGCCUCCCCUGAGGGCUCUGCUGUUUUGAGAGAAACACACCAGUGAGAGCCGGGGCUCCUUCCCAGGAGGGACUCUGGCUCGCUUUGGUUUGGCAUCAGGGUGGGGUUAUUCUAGAGAUUCCGCCCCAUCCCCCCCCCAGACCUCCCUCUUCCUGGCCUUGCUUGGAUCUUGGCUGUUGGCGGCUCAGAGCAGGUGGGGGAGGGUGGGCGUGGCCGGGGGUGCCCCGCAGGGGCCCUGACCCUGUGGCCAUGUCCCCCUCUCGCCUGCCCCUGCUGCCCACGAGGGCCCCUGGACUAGCUGGGCCUAGGACCGAGGUGCCUGGGCGGACGGACUGCCUGUGUGGAGAAGCAGCUGUUGGCGGAAGGCUGGGUGUCCCUGCUCCGCUCACCUGUUCGGUCGGCCGUAAUAAAAAGAAUUCUCUCA